Plasmodium yoelii is the source of this 690-nucleotide messenger RNA. RefSeq names its product fam-c protein. The coding region runs from base 1 to 690 and encodes 229 amino acids. The transcript has 2 exons. NCBI's taxonomy places the organism in Eukaryota, Apicomplexa, Aconoidasida, Haemosporida, Plasmodiidae. The record is from RefSeq and is a predicted model, not a curated record.
AUGAAUAAAAAAAUAUAUAGUUUAGCUGCCGUUUAUUCUUAUAUCCUUUUGAUUGUAACAAUACAAUGUUUUACAAAUAAUGAGGAUUUAGAUAAAUAUGUCAAGAAAAAUAAGAACUUACAUGAUGAAUAUGAAAUAAACAGUAUAGAUAUUAAUAAUGGAAAAUUUAGAUAUAGGAGUCUUUCAGAAAAUUGUAUAGAAAAAGAUUACACUUCAGGUUGUACUACGACUCAAAAACCUUCACAUAAUAAAAAGUUUAAAGGAUUAAAAAUUUCUAAUAUAUUUAAAAGAAAUAAAAAUAAAAUAACUAAAGCACCUUCAUAUAGUAAAAUACCCCCACCUUAUCCAUAUAAUCAAAUAACCGAAACAUCUCCAGAUAAUAAUAAAUUUCUUCCUAGGGUAACAAUAGUAAUAGACAAUGUUCCGUGUGAUUUUAUUCCACGAACUUCAAAAGAUUUAAGGUUUCUAUUACGUAUGAAAAAAAAAAUAGACAAACAAUCCUCAAAAGAUAAAAAAUUUCAUCCUCUUGGAAAAUUGAAGCUGAAAAAUGAUACAGUUAAAAUUAAUAAAAAACACCGAAAUCAUUUAUUGAGUUUAUUAGAUUCUAAAAAAACAGGAAAACAACAUUCAAAUAAUAAACUAAAUGAACAAUUUUCAUAUAAUAAUUAUAUUAAAGGGAUAUCAAAUUAA